UAUAAUCUUGAUGAUUCAAGUGGAUACAUGAAAGUCAAUGUUCAAUCAUCAUCAUCAUUGGGAAGAUAAUUAAGAAAUAUGAAGAGAAAGUGUAAGGAAGGAGGAUGAAUAUUCAUCAUCUCUCUCACUCCUCCUCUCAUCAUCAUCAUAAUCAUCAUCUUCUUCAUCCUCAUCCUCAUCUUCAUCUUCAUCCGGAUCAGAAUCAGUUCGAGUUUAAAUUUUAAUGUUCAUUUUCACUUCUUCCAAUCAGAUCGUCAGUGGAUUUUGAUAAUUGUGCCAUCAACGGGUUAAUCAUGGGUGUUGAUUCAAACGCUUUUAAUUCACUAAUUAACGAUAAAUCGGAAAAUAGUGAAAGUAAACAAUCAACAUUAGAACAAGUUCUAACCGAAUAUGUUGGCUCCUUUGGGUCAUUCCAAAAGCUACUGACCCUUUACAUUUGCCUGUUCGUUGGUCCGAUCACUUCAAUGAACAUGAUCUCUCAAUUUUUAAUUCUGUUAAUUCCUCCUCAUCAAUGCGAUCUAUCAACAAUUAACUCAAACCUUUCAAUCGUUGAUAAUAGUCUGUUGAAUGAUUUACCACCAAUAUCAACCGAUGAUCCACCGAUACAAUUAAUCAAUCAAUUAGAUGGAUCUUGUCUAAUUAAACGUUACAUUGAUUCAUCACCUAAUUUAACUAAUUCAGUUCCAUGUCCACAAGGUUGGCAAUAUGAUCACCAAUUAAUUUAUCCAACUCUGGUUUCUGAAAGGGAUUGGGUUUGUGAGGACAAAUGGAAGGCCCUUUUGCCCCAUUCCGUUUAUUGGGCUGGAGCUACGAUCGGGUGUUUUGUUUUUGGAGCUUUUUCUGAUAAAUUUGGUCGGGUUCCAACUACUAUGGUAAUCUUCAUGCUCGCUGGAUUAUCUGGUCUUGCUGGUUUGUUAUUCUCGGAUGAUUUUGCUUUAUUUGUUGUAACUCGAGGAUUAAUGGGAUUUGCAUUCACCGGAUCAGUUACAUUGGUUUUGGUAAUUGAGUUUGUCGGCCUUCGUAAUCGUCUCCUUGUGUCUACUGCAUUCGUCGCUUCCCAUUCAAUCACAAAUGGCCUUUGGUCUGCGUUUGCCUAUUACAUCAGUAAUUGGAAAUUACUUUUAAUCCUCAGCUCAUUGGCUCAGUUUUUGAUACCUUUAGUUUCAUUAUUAACUCCAGAAUCAGUGCGAUGGUUAUACUCGAAGGGUGAAUUUGAGAAGGGAGCGAAAGUACUUCAGACUGUUGCUCGAUUUAAUGGGAAAGAUAUUCCAGAAAAAGUUCUACAGUCAAUUGUAGUUCGAAAGCCGGUCCCAUUUGCUUUGAGAGAAUUUCUUAAUUAUCCUAGACUUUGUCGAAACUUUAUUUUCGCCGGAAUUUUGAGUAUUCUCAACGGGAUAACCUUCAUUGGAACCAAUUUGUACGCUGCCGUUUUAUUGAAGAAUCCAUUCCUUGUCUUGUCUUUGAACGCUUUCAUUGAUGCGAUCGCUGGCCUGGUCUCGAAAAAUUUAGCCGAUCGAUAUGGACGAAGACGAAUCAUGUUGAUUAACAUUUGCCUUUCAUUUGUUAUCUACGAAUUAGCAAAUUUCCUUGAUAAAAAUUCCAUUGAGUUCAUGAUAAUAUUUUACCUCGGACGUUUCACCGCUGCCAAUACGUUCAAUAUCCUUUACUUGUACGUCGCUGAAAUUGUUCCGACUUUUUUCCGAUCUCGAGCUGUAUCAACGCGCUUAUGUUUAAACAACUUCGGCGCUUUUAUCGCUCCAUUCAUAAUUAGUCUACAUUCAUAUAAGUCAUUCCUUCCGUUGACGAUUAUUGGCCUUACAUCAGCUCUUUCGGGCAUUCUCGUUGUAUUUCUACCUGAGACUCUCAACGUUCCACUUCCGGAAACUUGUCAAGAAGCCGAGCAACUUGGACGAAAAGAAGGAAAUAACAAUUAAUCUAAGAAUAAAUCUAAAUCGUUAACUAUACACUCCUUUCUAUUAAUACCAAUCAGAACUUUUCCAUUUUAGAAAUUAAAUAAAUUCUUUUAUACUUGA
Panonychus citri (citrus red mite) is the source of this 2033-nucleotide messenger RNA. RefSeq names its product solute carrier family 22 member 12-like. Lineage: Eukaryota; Metazoa; Arthropoda; Arachnida; Trombidiformes; Tetranychidae. The record is from RefSeq and is a predicted model, not a curated record. The coding region runs from base 294 to 1934 and encodes 546 amino acids. The transcript is spliced from 6 exons. Gene Ontology annotation, biological process: transmembrane transport. Gene Ontology annotation, molecular function: transmembrane transporter activity. Gene Ontology annotation, cellular component: membrane.